Protomyces lactucae-debilis is the source of this 629-nucleotide messenger RNA. RefSeq lists its product as uncharacterized. The coding region runs from base 180 to 458 and encodes 92 amino acids. The transcript has 2 exons. The record is from RefSeq and is a predicted model, not a curated record. Gene Ontology annotation, biological process: vacuolar proton-transporting V-type ATPase complex assembly. Gene Ontology annotation, cellular component: endoplasmic reticulum membrane. Lineage: Eukaryota; Fungi; Ascomycota; Taphrinomycetes; Taphrinales; Protomycetaceae.
AGUGAACCAGCAGCUGGGCACCCCGAGUUCAAUCGACACCCUCUCAAACAGCUCUUGACUUUAGCCGUCGUUCAACUCUAAGUCUUUGCUGCAGAAGCUCAGACACUCAUCCUUUGUGCUGCUCUGUUACUGAAGUCCGACUUUGCUAGCUUCAACGGUCCUUCUUUUUCGAGACACACAUGUCGUCUUCUUCACAGCGCUUACCGGAUAUUGGCCCUAGCCGUAUCUCUGGCUCAGUCUUGAGCAAGCUCUUGUUCUUCUCAGCAGCAAUGGUCCUGUUGCCUUUGUCUUCCUACUAUCUUUCCUUGAACUAUGUCUUUUCUGGCUACAAGACUACAUACGCUGCCAUCGUUGCCGCAAUCAUGGCGAAUGUUGUUCUUGUUGGCUAUCUCAUUGUAGCCUUUCUGGAGGACGAUGGGGAAGGUAUUGAGAAAGGCCAGCUGAAGAAGGCUCAAUAGGCGAUGCUGCCAUGCACGACAACUGGAAGCACUGCAUGUAGAUAGAGUAAUGAAUUUGAAUCCUACAUCUGCUCAUUGUCGGGUCAAGUCUCGUCGUCACUCCUGGCAGAUAGGCCAGGUGAUCUGGCAGUGGUGGGUGACUACGCUGUCUUCAGUAUCCCAAUCGACGUC